AUGACUCAGCAAGCAGACAAAACUUACUAUCCUUGUUGCGGGGCUUGGGAGGGAGAUAUGGUACCAUUCAGUUUUGGAGAAUGGCAGGCGUUCAACGGAGUCCUUGUGAAUAACAUUGGGCCCACACACGAAGAGGCACUCGAGGUUGAUAUCCAUCGUUUCUAUGCCUAUCUUCUCCAGGGCACGUUCUCCAAAUACUACUAUGAGUACUUUCGCGACCAUGUAGAUAAAAUUUUCUCCAAUUUCCGUGAAGAAUUUGACUUUCUUCCUGCCAACCCUCGUCUCGGCUUCUUUUUCUUUAAGGAGUGGACUCGCAGAACUACAGAGUGGUACAAGGAGUAUCGCUAUCCAGGCUUGACUGUACAUGAGUUGCAUCUCAAGCUCGUAGACGAGUACAUUAAGGGACCCUUGUCGCUCUCCCCCGAGGACCUCGAAAGCUUCAGAGAGCGUCGAGGAAUGCGUGCGAAAGUUAUCAGAUACGAUCUGGUAUCCGAACAGUGGACCAGAUUUGGUCUCUGCACACAAAGCCACUGA
Messenger RNA from Hyaloscypha bicolor E, 534 nucleotides. RefSeq lists its product as uncharacterized. The coding region runs from base 1 to 534 and encodes 177 amino acids. The record is from RefSeq and is a predicted model, not a curated record. Lineage: Eukaryota; Fungi; Ascomycota; Leotiomycetes; Helotiales; Hyaloscyphaceae. The transcript has a single exon.